Molecule: messenger RNA, 642 nt
Organism: Oryza brachyantha (malo sina)
Lineage: Eukaryota; Viridiplantae; Streptophyta; Magnoliopsida; Poales; Poaceae
Exons: 2
Coding region: 1-642 (213 amino acids)
Molecular function (GO): nucleic acid binding
Source: RefSeq, a predicted model, not a curated record
AUGCCUCGGCCAAGACGCGAAUUAGAAAGGCUUAUAGGCAAGGGUUCUUCUAGCCAACCGUCGUCACAGACGCACAAGAGUUGGUUAGAAAGUGCAAAGGGUGUCAAUUCUUUGCAAGACACACACGUGCCAGCACAGGAACUGCAAACUAUCCCGAUCUCCUGGUCGUUCGCCGUCUGGGGACUCGACAUUGUCGGGCCCUUCAAGCAGGCACCAGGAGGGUUCACCCACCUCUUCGUCGCAAUCGAUAAAUUCACCAAGUGGAUAGAAGCAAAACUGGUCGCCACGAUCGACUCGGAUUUUUGCGAGAAGCGUGGGAUCAAGAUUUGCUACGCCUACGUAGCACACCCGAAGAGCAAUGGGCAGGUCAAGAGAGCUAACGGCAUGAUCCUUCAAGGAAUCAAAACCAGAGUCUUCAACCGACUACAUCCCUACGCCGGACGAUGGCUGCAAGAGCUACCACUAGUGCUCUGGGCACUCCGCACAUCCGUUAGCCGCGCCACGGGACAGUCGCCUUUCUUCCUUGUGUACGAGGUAGAAGCUGUUCUACCCACCAAAAUCGACCACGAAUCCUUCCGCAUAUGCAACUACAAUGAAUCCACGGCAGACAUGGCCAGGGGUGACGACCUCAACAGGCUGUAA